GAACAGGAAGCGGAAGCGGCGCGGGCGCCGCGCGGUACCGGGGGAAGCGCGAGCACGCCGCGCCCGCCGCGUCCUUGGGGGCGCGCCCGGGACACGCCGAGAGCGAGGGGAGACCGCGCCCCGGCGGUGCGGUAGCGCGGGGCGGGGAUAACGCGCAGGGCGCGGGGAGGGGGAGAGGGGAGCGGCACCGGGCAGCGUGACAUGCUGGGUCCCGAGCGGGCCCGGCAGCGGGUGACCGGCGCCCGCCUCCCGCCGCCAUGCCGAGCCCCCGGAGCAGCCGCGAGCGACGCGCCGGCAGCAGCAGCGGCAGCGGCGGCCGCCUGGAGUUCCUGUCGCUGAGCCAGCGCGGGCCCGCCGCCCCCGACAGCCCGUCCCGCCGCAGGGAGCCCGCCGCCGCCGCCGCGCCGCUGCCCGAGGAGGACUGCAUGAAGCUGAACCCGUCCUUCGUGGGCAUCGCCCUCAGCUCCCUGCUCGCCAUCGACCUCUGGGCCUCCAAGCGGCUGGGGGUGUGCGCUGGAGAGGGCUCGGCCUGGGGCAGCGCCCGGCCCCUCAUGAAGGUCAUCGAGGUGUCGGGCCACGGCAUCCCCUGGCUGCUCGGCACCUUCUACGGGCUCUGGCACAGUGACAGCUCGGCGGCCAGGGAGGUGCUGCUCAACCUGCUCUUCGCGCUGCUGCUGGACCUGGUGAUGGUGGCAGUGGUGAAGGGGCUCGUCAGGCGGCCGCGGCCCACGCACAACAAGAUGGACAUGUUCGUCACCAUCUCGGUGGACAAGUACUCCUUCCCCUCGGGCCACGCCACCCGGGCCGCUCUGGUGUGCCGCUUCGUCCUGCGCCACCUGGUCCUGGCCGUGCCGCUGCGGGUGCUCGUGGUGCUCUGGGCUCUCAUCGUCAGCAUCUCCCGGGUCAUGCUGGGCAGGCACAACAUGACGGACGUGCUCUUCGGGCUGCUGCUGGGCUACGCGCUCUACGGCGUGGUGGAGCACUGCUGGCUGUCCCCCACCACCGCGCCCGCCCUCUUUGCGCUCUGGAGCCGCUGACUGCGGCACAGACUCACGCAGGGAAGGGAUCCUGACACUCGAACUGGCAUCCUAAACCCGUCAGUCCGGCCAAGACUUCUCCACGAGCGGUGCUGCAGGCUCCCAACUCAUGUCUGGUGCUGUGCUGCCAGGCAGGGUCUACGCUGACUCUGACUGUUCUCUGGUGACCAAAAGCAGUGUCUGCAGAGCCUGGGGAGGGCUCAGCACACCCGUCUGGCAGCUCACUGUGAUACUCAGCUCACUGAUACUGUGAAUCUGCAUGCUCUCACUGGGCACCUGCAAUAGCCCAUGCUGUAUGUGGUAGCUGUGACUUUGCAAAGGUUUCUUUACAGUCACCCCUGUAUAUGUAUCCUAUAAAUACACUGAUCAUGCUGCUGUCAUAAGCAUA
Molecule: messenger RNA, 1425 nt
Organism: Oenanthe melanoleuca
Lineage: Eukaryota; Metazoa; Chordata; Aves; Passeriformes; Muscicapidae
Gene: PLPP6
Product: phospholipid phosphatase 6
Exons: 2
Coding region: 258-1037 (259 amino acids)
Molecular function (GO): sphingosine-1-phosphate phosphatase activity
Source: RefSeq, a predicted model, not a curated record